Messenger RNA from Lactuca sativa (garden lettuce), 760 nucleotides. The record is from RefSeq and is a predicted model, not a curated record. NCBI's taxonomy places the organism in Eukaryota, Viridiplantae, Streptophyta, Magnoliopsida, Asterales, Asteraceae.
AUGGGAGCACUUAUUUUACUUUUAAUAGAAAAAAAAGGUCAAGAAGAUUACAAUAUAUUGAGACCUUUGAGUUAUCGUGGUGUUGAUGUCUUCAUACUUGCAUUUUCCCUCAUUAGCAAGGCCAGCUAUGAGAACGUCUCCAAAAAGUGGAUUCCUGAAUUGAGGCACUAUGCACCAGGUGUUCCAAUCGUCCUUUUUGGAACAAAGCUUGAUCUUCGAGAUGAUAAACAGUUUUUGAGUGACCAUCCUGGUGCGGUUCCAAUAACUACAGUUCAGGGAGAGGAGAUGAAGAAGCUAAUUGGUGCCCCUGCUUACAUCGAGUGUAGUUCAAAAACACAGCAGAAUGCAGAACAUGAAGGCGGUUUUUGAUGCGCAGCCAUUAAAGUGGUCCUUCAUCCACGAAAGCAAAAGAAGAAAAAGAAGCGAAGGGGUCAAAAAGCAUGCUCCAUGCUGUAACUUUGUGCACAAGAUUUUUAGUGAUGAAUCGAAUGGAAAAUGGGAAGAAAGUUUGACUUUUCAAUGGUGAAUGCUCAAGUGUUGAUCGCUGUGGCCUUUAUGUAGUUUUGAUGAAUUUACUCACUUUUAUAGUUUUAUUGUGUCUUGUGUUGUGUAAUUAAGUUGAUAUAUGUAAUUCUUUAGCACCAAAUAGUUGAGACUUUAGGGGACUAUUUGGGUAAUAUGUAAUAUGGUUUUAUGUAGAUUGUGGAAAGAUCUUGAUUUUAAGAGGGUUGAUAAUGAAAUUACUUUUGAAUGGUUACUA